GACGUUUUCCCAGUCGCCGUGAAACAGAUUGGGGAGAAUGGCUGCCAGUGGAGACGUAGGAAAGCUGUUACAAGUACAGAAUGGAACUCCAGCAAGCACAAGCUACAACGGGGUAGAUGCCCUGCAUGCCUGUAACAUCCUCCAGCAGCUUAAAGCCUUGUACGACGAAGCUCAGCUGACUGACAUUGUCGUGGAAGUGGACCAUGGGAAGACAUUCUCUUGUCACAGAAAUGUUCUUGCUGCCAUCAGUCCUUAUUUCAGAUCCAUGUUCACAAGUGGCCUUACAGAGAGCAGUCAGCGGGAGGUGCGGAUCGUUGGCGUGGAGUCAGAGUCCAUGCAUUUGGUUCUGGACUAUGCUUACACCUCACGGGUCACUCUCACAGAGUCGAACGUGCAGGCCCUGUUCACGGCUGCCAGCAUCUUCCAGAUCCCAGCCCUCCAAGACCAAUGUGCCCAGUUUAUGAUCAGCCGUUUGGACCCUCAGAACUGCAUCGGGGUCUUCAUGUUCGCAGAUGCCUACGGUCACCAGGAGUUGCGAGAGCGUUCACAGGAUUACAUCCGCAAGAAGUUUCUAUGCGUAAUGGGCGAGCAAGAGUUCCUUCAUCUGACCAAAGAUCAGCUGGUCAGCAUUCUUAACAGCGACGAUCUGAACGUGGAGAAAGAGGAGCAUGUGUAUGAAAGCAUUGUGCACUGGUUGGAGUAUGAUUGCUCGCGUCGGGAAGCCGAUCUACCGGAGGUUUUUGCCAAAUGUAUCCGCUUGCCGCUGUUGGAAGAGGCCUUUCUGAGUCGUAUACCUCCAGCCUUCGCUCUGGCCUUGUCUAGGGAUUCCUCGGAUAAGAGUCAGCUCAAUGGCACCAAUGGUUGCUCUCAAAGGCUUGGUAUGACUGCAUCUGAGAUGAUCAUCUGCUUCGAUGCUGCUCACAAGCAUUCAGGGAAGAAGCAGACCGUGCCUUGCCUGGACAUUGCCGCCGGGAAGGUGUACAAGCUGUGCAAGCCGCCCAAUGACCUCCGAGAGGUUGGCAUUUUGGUCUCGUCAGAGAACGACAUCUUCAUUGCUGGAGGCUAUCGGCCGAGCAAUAGCGAGGUGUGCAUUGACCACCGUGCAGAAAGCGACUUUUGGCAGUACGAACACGCUGGUAAUAGAUGGCUUCCAAGGUCGCCAAUGCUACGGGCACGCAUCGGCUGCCGACUAGUGCACUGCUGUGGGAAACUUUACGCUCUGGGCGGUCGAGUGUAUGAGGGAGAUGGACGUAAUGCGUUGAAGUCCGUGGAGUGCUAUGAUGCCAGAGACAACUGCUGGACAGCGGUCAGCCCCAUGCCGGUGGCCAUGGAGUUUCACAGCACAAUAGAGUAUAAGGACCGCAUCUAUGUGCUGCAAGGAGAGUACUUUUUCUGUUUCGACCCUCGCAAAGACUAUUGGGGCCAUUUACCAUCCAUGAACGUUCCCCGAACUCAAGGUUUGGCCGCCCUGCACAAAAACUGCAUCUACUACAUAGCAGGCAUUUGCAGGAACCACCAGCGUACGUUCACUGUUGAGGUGUAUGACAUCGAGCAGAAUACAUGGUGCCGUAAAAGAGACCUUCCCUUUGACCAAGCAACCAGUCCCUACAUAAAGGUGCUUCUGCUUCAGGGCAGGUUGCAUCUCUUCGUUCGCGCUACGCAGGUCAUGGUAGAAGAACACGUGUUUCGCACCAGCCGCAAGAACUCGCUCUACCAGUACGAUGACGAAGCCGACCAUUGGACAAAGGUCUAUGAGACGCCGGACCGCCUCUGGGACCUCGGCCGCCAUUUCGAGUGCGUGGUGGCCAAAUUAUACCCUCAGUGUCUUCAGAAAGUGCUAUGAGCGGCGAGGAGGGGAAGAUCACGACAUGCUGUUUGAGACAGCAGAUCAAUAUUUUUGGAGGAUGGGAUGGUGGUACUGCUCAAUACAUGGUGCUGUCUGUGUCCCCAAUAGCAGAACUGCAGUGGAAGUCUUAAAGCGUUAAAGGUUCCAAUCAAUAAACUCGAGGGUGCUGUUCGAAAAAGUAAAAAGGCAGUAUUUUACGUUUGACAAUUGUGCGCAAAGCACCCACACAAUCGCUUGUUUUACAGUUUCAAAAGUGAAUCAUAAGUGCAAUUAUCUUUGGGGGUUUUCUCUCUUUUUGGCAGAUGUUGAGUCAUUUUUUGCUCCAUUCUAUCUAAAGUUUCUGUUGCUGUUUUGGCUUGGCUGAACGUGAGCAGUAGAUGUCCUUAAGGACAAGCAGUAUGUCAACAGACGAGUACAAUUUAAGUAAAAUAGGUGAAAAACAUAAAUAUAUAAAGCUAUAAAUAUUCAUACGGGUAUGAUGAGCGAGUUUGCUCACUGUUAGUGUGAAUACUGAGUUUUUUAAUUGUCGUUUCUUUCAGGUUUGCAGAUGCGUAGGUUGAUCAAUGCCACCUACUAAGAGACUUUCUGGAGUUUGCUUAAGAAUUUAGUUAAAAGAUUUUCGAUUAUUAAUGGAAAUAACUCGUUUGCCAACAUGUACACGUAGGUGGCUGUUGUUUAUUUUUAAAAUACUCUUCUCAUUUACUUUGUCAGCCCGUGUGCUACAAACAUCACAGCAGUUUUGAAUUUUUUGUUUGGUUUUAUGAUGUGCCCAGUUUCCAUGUUGAAAUCUAUAUCUUUGCAAUUUCGCAACACCAGCCAGAUCUUUAGUGAGGUUACAAGUUUAUACUCAGUCUCCAUAUUGGAGAAGAAGAGAUAAAAAAAAUACGGAUACCAGCUUAAUUUGUAGCUGAAAUCAAAAGCGGGCAAUUUGUCGACGGCCAAAACAACAGAACAGCUCAGAUCAGGAGAGAGAACAUGGAGCAAGUUAAAGAGGGGACGGCCAAAAUGUGGAUGCUCACAUUCCACUGGCAUUUAUUGACUCCUCAUAUCUGAGACAUACUGGCGCAGUUUGAAUAUAAAUGCCUCCAAAAUGCCAAAAUGUGUUUAAGGAAGGCCUAGCCUGCACGUCAUGGCAGCAAUAACAGGUGUUCUGUCAUGGUUCCGUAGAUAAAGUGCAUUAGAAAACUCAAGCGAUGAGGUUUUUCAACAAUAAUUCCAGAAAUAAAAAGUAAAAAAUGGCCUUCGUUUUGCCACCAAGGGCAGAGAUGGUUAAUGUUCAGUCAGAUGUGUUGCUAUCCAGGGAUGUAAUGGUGCCUGUUCACUUCAAAAGCACAGGCAUCAGUGAUAGAGCGAGCCGAGCCUGUUUAAAGUCUUACAAUACAGUUUGCACUAAGGUGCUUUGACUUUAGAAAAGGUGUGUUUUGCUACUGAAUCUAGUUCUAUAAAAGCACUCACACAUGCCCUCUUUAUUAAAGCUUGUUUGGUCACUGAACUUUAAAGAAAAAAAAAGCUAAUUGCUAUUUUUUUUAAUCAAAGGUAAGCUUAAAGGCGUAGUUCACCCCAAAAUGAAAAAUCUGUAAUUUUUUUCACUCUUAAUUAAAACACAAAAGAAGAUAUUUUGAAAAAUGCUGGUAGAUGGCACUCAUUGACUUCCAUAAUGGUUUUCUCUAUUAUGUAAAGCAGUGUUUCUCAAUCACAGUCCCGGAGGACCACCAGCUCUGCACGUUUACCAUGUCUCCUUAACCAAACACACUUAUUCAGAUCAUCAACUCAUUAGCAGAGACUGUAAGAACUGUAAUGGGUGUGACCGACAAAAGGGACAUCCAAAACCGUUCCUGGAGGCCCGCAGCUCUGCACAGUUUAGUUCCAACCCUGCUUCAACAUACUUAACUGGAGGUUUCAAACAGAACUGAAGGACUCAAUUAGUUGGAUCAGCUGUUUAAUUAGGGUUGGAACUAAACUGUGCAGAGCUGCGGCCCUCCAGGAACUGAGUUUGACACCUGUGCUUGACGUCAGUGUUUCUCAACCACGUUCCUGGAGGAUCACCAACAUAUGUGAUUUAAAGCAUAGAUCUUAAACUCAAAUUCUGGAGGGCCGCAGCUCUGCACAGUUUUGCGCCAAUCCUAAUCAAACACACCUGAUAGUGUCUAGUAGUCUUGAACACCUUGAUUAGUUGGAUCAGAUGUGAUUGAUUAGGGUUGGAGGCAAACUGUGCAGAGCGGCCGCCCUCCAGGAAUUGAGUUUGAGAGCUGUGAUCUAAAGCAAUGGGUGUCAGUGACCAGCAUUCUUUAAAAUAGCAUCUUUUUGUCCUAUAAAGGUCAUUUUUAUUUUGGGGUGAACCACCCUAUUAAAUCUCACAAUUCAGACUUUUUUCUUAAAUGUAUAAAGAUUUCAAAUUGAUUUCUUGAAAUCAAUAUUUUCUCUAAAUAUAACUUUGUGUAAUUUCCUUGUACAAACUUGGAAUUACACGUUUAAAUCUCUCAG
Molecule: messenger RNA, 4330 nt
Organism: Danio aesculapii
Lineage: Eukaryota; Metazoa; Chordata; Actinopteri; Cypriniformes; Danionidae
Gene: kbtbd8
Product: kelch repeat and BTB (POZ) domain containing 8
Exons: 4
Coding region: 38-1843 (601 amino acids)
Biological process (GO): neural crest cell development
Molecular function (GO): protein binding
Source: RefSeq, a predicted model, not a curated record